This is a messenger RNA of Caenorhabditis elegans, 1196 nucleotides long. It is a transcript of the gene map-1, whose product is annotated as Methionine aminopeptidase. Gene Ontology annotation, biological process: proteolysis. Gene Ontology annotation, molecular function: metalloaminopeptidase activity; metal ion binding; initiator methionyl aminopeptidase activity. Gene Ontology annotation, cellular component: cytoplasm. The transcript is spliced from 7 exons. The coding region runs from base 9 to 1124 and encodes 371 amino acids. The record is from RefSeq and is marked reviewed. NCBI's taxonomy places the organism in Eukaryota, Metazoa, Nematoda, Chromadorea, Rhabditida, Rhabditidae.
CCCGAAAAAUGGACGAUUUGGAAGGCAAAAAGUGCAUUGGAUGCCAGAAACCGGCAAAACUACGAUGCCCGACAUGCAUUAAAAUGUCACUGCCCGACGCGUAUUUCUGUGAUCAGUCCUGCUUCAAAGCAUUCUGGCCGAUUCACAAAUUCUCGCACUCGGACGUCAACGGGCCGUACAAUCCGUGGCCGUGCUACUCGUUCACAGGCUCGCUUCGCCCAGGCCGAGUCACCGAUCGUCGCCCGGUUCCCGAUCACAUCCCCCGCCCGGAUUACGCCCUUCACCCGCAAGGCGUCUCUCUGGAGGAACGUCAAUCGAAAAGUGAACGUGUGAUUAAAGUAUUGACCGACGAGGAGAAGGAGGGCCUGAAAGUGGCCUGUAAACUAGGCCGUGAAUGCCUGAAUGAGGCCGCCAAGGCCUGCGGGCCUGGAGUUACUACUGAGGAAAUCGAUCGAGUUGUGCAUGAGGCGGCAAUUGAACGAGAUUGUUAUCCGAGCCCGUUGGGAUAUUAUAAGUUCCCGAAGAGUUGUUGUACUUCUGUUAAUGAGGUCAUUUGUCAUGGAAUUCCGGAUAUGAGAAAGUUGGAGAAUGGAGAUCUUUGCAAUGUCGACGUCACCGUCUAUCACCGCGGUUUCCAUGGAGAUCUCAACGAAACCUUCUUGGUCGGUGAUAAAGUCGACGAGGAGUCCAGGAAACUUGUCAAAGUUACAUUUGAGUGUCUUCAACAGGCUAUCGCUAUUGUGAAGCCAGGCGUCAAAUUCCGUGAAAUUGGAAAUGUGAUUCAAAAACACGCCAAUGCAAAUGGAUUCUCAGUUGUUAAGGGUUACUGUGGACAUGGUAUUCAUCGCUUAUUCCAUACUGCACCAAAUGUUCCGCAUUAUGCUAAAAACAACGCGACGGGCGUUAUGAAGGCAGGCAACUCGUUCACCAUCGAGCCGAUGAUCAACGCCGGCACCUACCACGACGACAAAUGGCCUGACGAUUGGACCGCCGUUACCAGAGAUGGCCGCCGCUCUGCCCAAUUCGAACAGACACUUUUGGUUACUGACACUGGCUGCGAGAUUCUGACAAAGAGAGACGGAAACCGCCCGUGGUUUAUGGAUCAGAUUGAGCAGAGUUAUUGAUUUAUUAAUUUUUUAUACUUUUUUUUUUUGAAUUGUUUGGCCUUUUUUACUUGAAUAAAUCGUUUUUCCUUG